This is a messenger RNA of Mercenaria mercenaria, 1644 nucleotides long. RefSeq names its product clathrin light chain A-like. Gene Ontology annotation, biological process: intracellular protein transport; clathrin coat assembly; clathrin-dependent endocytosis. NCBI's taxonomy places the organism in Eukaryota, Metazoa, Mollusca, Bivalvia, Venerida, Veneridae. Gene Ontology annotation, molecular function: clathrin heavy chain binding; structural molecule activity. Bases 16 to 729 code for a protein of 237 amino acids. Gene Ontology annotation, cellular component: synaptic vesicle membrane; clathrin coat of trans-Golgi network vesicle; plasma membrane. The record is from RefSeq and is a predicted model, not a curated record. The transcript is spliced from 6 exons.
CGGCUUCAAACGGAAAUGACAAGUGACGUUUCCUGUAAUAUCAAGAUGGCCGACUUUGAUCAAUUUGAGAAUCCUGCUCCCCAACAAACCGAGGAAGAUCCUGCUGCAGACUUCCUAGCCCGUGAACAGGAUGAGCUAAAGGGUUUAGAAGAUGAUAACUUCGGUACAGAAAAUGCUGGUGGUGCAGAUGACUUUGAUCCAUUUGGGGGUGCAGGACAACAGACCGGUGACUCUCCACAGCCAACUGAUGACUUUACAGGUGGCGACUUUACAGGAGGUGAAACCACACAGUUUGACACAAAUGCUGGUAUGGGCGAGUCCAAUGAUCAAGAAUCAGGGGCUAAUGAUGCUUACUCAGCAAUAACCCAGGUAGACAAACAGAGGGCAGAACCAGAGAAGAUACGUAUAUGGCGAGAAGAAAAUGCUCGUAGAAUUGCAAAGAAAGAUGAGGAAGAGGAAAAACGUGUUACAGAAUGGCGUGAGAUUGCUAAGAAGGAAUUAGAUGACUGGUACAAGCAUCAUGAGGAACAGUUAACCAAAACCAAAGAAAACAACCGGGAAUCUGAGGCAGCAUUUGUUGCCGAGAGGGACCAGACUCAGCCGGGAGAAGAAUGGGAGAAAAUUUGCCGACUCUGCGAGUUCAACCCUAAAAAUUCAAAGAAUACAAAAGAUAUUUCAAGAAUGCGUUCCAUCCUAUUGCAGUUGAAGCAGACACCUUUAGUCAGAUAAACAAAAAACAUUAGAUAUGUAGUAAAUGUAUGAAAAUAUGUUGUGAAGUUAUUUAUGAUAAGUGUACACGCUUUUGUUCAGUAUUGGAGUAAUCAUAUUGAAAAAUUUAGAACCAGAAAUACAUCUUGUUAAAUGACUGGAGUUGAGUAAUGGCUCAAAUUCCAACACUUCGCAUGCAUGAUUAUGAUCUAGAUAAUUGAUUUGCUAGAUAGUAUAGCGCCAAUUAAGAAGCAAUUAACAAAUUGGAAAAUAUUCUUGGAAUAUGAUUUAGGACCUUAUGACAGAUAUUUAUUUUCAAUACUUCUCCAAUAAAAAAAGUUUGUUUUAUCUUCAAGAUGAAGCAGAAGUCUGUUAUAAUCUGAGAGUUUUUUGAUUACAUUUGCACAGCUACUAUAAUUUGAAUAUCAAAUGGAUUUAUUUGCAUUUAAAAUCAUUUAAAUUUCUCUAAUGGAUGGAAAUUCGAUAUUCCUUUUAGCAGGAAGAAAGAUUUCAAAAUUUGGUUUAUUUAAACUUCAUGCAGUAUUAGAUUUUGGACAUGGAGUUGUUUUUAUCACGAUUGUGUGGUCAUGUGCAAUAUACCUUGAUGUGUACAUAGUCACUGGCUUGAAAGAUGUACAUAGUCACUGGCUUGAAAGAAACCUUUUUAUCCAGUACAUUAGAUUUAAAAAAAAAAAAGAAUCACUGGUUCCUGUAACAUAUACAUUCCAUCAUUUAUGUUUUGAUAGCUUUAUAGAAAUAGUGACAUUAAAAUUGAUGGCCCAGUUAUUUGAAUUAAUAUGUUGUUUAAUCACAGGUUUUAGAUUUAUUUGCAAGUUACACACGUUUAAAAUGAGAUUCUUCACUAAAAGAUAGUGUGUACGGUUUUUUUUUAAUGUUUAUUAGACAAAUAUGCAAUAAAUCUUAAUGUCAAAUUUA